This is a messenger RNA of Coregonus sp. 'balchen', 5870 nucleotides long. The record is from the annotation of a GenBank genome assembly. NCBI's taxonomy places the organism in Eukaryota, Metazoa, Chordata, Actinopteri, Salmoniformes, Salmonidae.
UAUUUCCAUCUUCGAGCUUAUCCCUUCAUCCCUGAUCUCCUUCAUCCCCUCCAAUCCUCAUCUGUUCCUCACAGGAGGAAGGGAGAGAGAGUUUUCACAGGUUGCCUGCAACCAGUCUGUGGGUGAAAGCGUAAGAGGAAAGAGAGAGAGAGAAGGAUAGCAGGGCUGAUUUGAGUAUUGUGGAAAAUAAAAAGCUGCUCCAAAGGGCUACUGAGGCGGAAAAGCCCAAAAAAGAAGAAGGACCACAUUUUGUGUGGAAAGGUGAGUGAUUUUUGGCCACUUUCGUUGCAAAUUCUUCUGGGCAUUUACAUGGAACUAUGUGGAACUACAUUGACUCCUCUGAUGAUUACGAACAUGGAUCCACAUAAUCAUGGAAACUAUCCCAUUACCUAUCUCAGUAUUCUCAUCCAUGAUAAGAUUUCACAGUUGAAAGAAUGGAACUUCAUCUGAUUUGCAGUACGGGCCAAUGGAUUGAAUAUGAGCGAAAUAAACUACUCAAGGGUCGGUCAAUGACAACCGUAGUAAUUGGAGUGCUCAGUGGUGCUCAUUUCCAUCGGAAAAUGAAUUCUAAUGGCAUGCAUGAAACAAGUGUGCUGUAGUCCAUGGAAAACUUGUUGACUGAUGUCUGUGCAAGUGAGAGAGAGAGAGAGGCAGAGAGAAGUAGGUAGUGACAUCAAGUGCUUUUCUUCUCAGAAUCAGUUUCCUUUAUUAGGUAACAACAGCAUGCAGAAGCAUUAUCAACUUUAUCAUGAAGGUUGCAAAACCUCCCCCAUUGAUUCCAGUAAAAGAAGAACAGCAGAAAAAAAUCACGACUGAAAGCAGCAAACUGUAGAACUUUAUUUCUCAGUUGUUUCUCGCUUGACAACAGGACUUUUGCAGGUGGAAAUGUCUUACAGAUAUUGAUUCUAUGCAUUGAAGUCUUCUUUAAUUCUGCAGCCAUGCUAAGAGAAUGGUGCACUUCUAGGGUACUUCUAUCUAGAAAAAGAGGAAUAGAGGCCAUUCUGUGCAUUUGUGCAAAUAUAUAUUCAAAGGAAAUGACCAAACAGGAAACUGAAGAAGAAGACUUUUGAAAACUCAAAUGUCUACCUGAUAGAUCCUAUCUUUGCAUAUUCUUGCACCCUCUAUCCACUCUGUCUCUCUUCCCCCCUCCCUCACUCCCCCUUUCUGAUCCAGGGGUAAAGAGCAGUCAGUAAUCGGAUGACAGAAGAUUUGACUGGAAAAGCCUCCCUUAAGUUCUGGGGCUUUAAAGCUCUCUUCCCACUAGGCACAGACAUCAUUUCAACAUCUAGUUUUGAUUUACAUUUGAUUGAGUUGUCAACUAACGUGAAUUCAACAUGAAAUCAAAAUAAUUUGAACUGUAUCAUUGGAUUUAGGUUAAAAGACACACAAAAAAGACACAAAUUCCAGAAAUUCCUUUACGUUGAUUACUUUUUGCCAAUCUAGUCAGUUUUCCACAUUGAUUCAACUUCAUCGCAUUUAUUUAUUUUUUUGGGGGGGGGAAUGUGGAAACAACGUUGAUUUAACCAGUUUGAGCCCAGUGGGUUGUGCCCACCCCUCCUCGCCCGCUGUUUCCCUGGCUCUCGUCAUACUUCAAACUACCUACUGAACACCUAUGCUUUGUUCAACACGUGAACAAUUGUUUCCGUGAAAGUAAUACCUUUAGUAGUUGGACACAUUUUUUCUAGAUUCGUUGUUAACCUUUUAAACGAAUUAGAAAGUGGUGUGUGUUGGUAAUUGGCCUCCAAAUACGAAAACGUCAGCAUCCAAUUAAGAGUAUUAGGGCCAUAGACUGCUAAGCACUAAUUAUGUCUUGAUCAAUAAUUAUUCUCUCUUAAAAGGCAUUGAAAGUCAGGGUGAGGGGUGAGAGAAGAAGGUUCAUGGUCAAUUGUGUCUUAAACUUGUUUUAAUUGUAACAAAAAAUAAAAAUAAUUGAAGUCAUGAAUAGGAAAAUAAAAGUAAUAAAGUAAAGUUGUAAAGUUGUGGUAAAAGAGUCAUUCUAAGUAAAAAAUAGCAAGUACUCUCGAAAGACAGACAACACUUCCGUAGUGACCUAUAAAAACCAAAAUGGCUUUAUGUGUUACAGAUAAGAUGGCCAGUAAUUGGCCCUAAUCUUCAGAUAGGUGAAGGUAGAGCUUGGAUAUGUCACUAAUUCUGCAUAUUAGACUUCUAGCACAGCGGAUGUGGGAUUAUACCUCGUACCAUACUCAAGAAGGCCAAGCUCUCACACCAGACUAGAUGACCAAGCACCUGAGUGAUUUAGUUUAGGAUGUCAGGGGCCAUGGGGGGUUACGGGAGCAAUGAGUCCAGUUACAGUACGUUCUCCUCAAACAGGUGGCCACUGUAUAUAUCUACUGGACAUAUCUACUGUACAUAUCUACUGUACAUAUCUACUGUAUAUAUCUACUGUACAUAUUUGAGAACAUGAAUUCUUAGUUCUAUUGAAGGUCUUCCUUAUAUUAUUGAGUUCUACAUUAUAUGAAUUUUACGAUGAGGACAGCAUUUUUGCCAAGCCCUGGUUUGUAUAAAUAUGUAUGCAAUCAAAUAACCCUUUCUCCCUAUCUUCUAGUCUACUAGUUUCUUUCUCCAGCGGUAACAGCCCCUAUCAACCGUUGCCAUGGGUGAAAUGGACACGUUGAAAAAGGAGGCCGAUGGCUUGAAGACACAGAUUGAAGUGAGUCUUCCUAGCACUGCAUGCGUUGAUUUUGGGGUCGCCAUGACAAUAGUUACCACAAGACAUACUCAUCAAGCACAUUUCUGUAACAAUAUUCAAUAUCACCCCCAGUCAAAAAAGGCCUCAUCAUCAGAUAAAUAACUAGGAAUCACAGUACCAAUAAUGCACAAUAAUUUAUGUAUGUGUUGUACCUACAGAAUUCAGAACGUAUAGCUUACAUUUAGUUUCCUCCACAUACCGAAACUGGUAUUGAGCUAAAGUUAUACUAAGACAUUUUAAGCAGUGUUUGGUUCCUGAAAAAUGUAAAUACAACAGAAGUAUGGAGAACAUUCUGCUCCAAACAAUUUAUGCUUCUUUUUCUACAACUAUUUUACUCUUCACUAAUCUUAUUCCUCUCCCAUCUGUAUCUCCCCCUCCCAUCACUAGGCAGCCCGCAAGGCGGUCAAUGACACCACCAUGGCCGCCGUAGCAUCUGGUGUGGCGGCUGCACCCCGUGUCCAGCUGAAGAACAGAAAGACGCUGAAGGGCCACUUGGCCAAAAUCUACGGCUUGCACUGGUCCGCUGAUAACAGGUGAGAAGGAGUUCUUGUCCAGAUAGCUGAGAAUCAGGAUAGCGUCAGGGACAGUCUAGCUCACCAUAGACACCCCACCACUACCACUAGCCAGUGUGAUAUAGGGACUAAUGAACAACAUAGAGAAGGUCUACUUUGCGCAAGAUAGAGAAGGUCGAUAAGAGGGGUCGUUUGAUGCACCACUCAAACCAAAUGGACUCUGACAUCGAAAAGUCCCAUUGUUUAAUGUGUCCACGAUAACAUGCAAGUGUUAUGGGGUUCAAUGAAAAGGCUUUUGAAAGGCCUUCAUUUUUUCAAAUUUUGCAUUGUCAAAGUAUUAAACCAGAUUCAUACUAGAUCUCAUGCCUAAACCCUGUUCACACAGAAUUUGAUACACUGACUGACCACUUGUUUAACUCUCUUUCUCUCUCCAACAGGCACAUGGUCAGUGCCUCACAAGAUGGCAAGCUUCUUAUUUGGGACACCUACACUGGCAACAAGGUAAGGGGUGAUCACUGAUCAGUCAUCAUUUUCACAGUUCUAACUGUUUUCUUAAUAAUGCAUAAUAUUUCUAUAGAGAGCUUUCCAUUUGGUUUACAGUGUAUGGAGUAAAUCCCUCCUUAAACCACCGAUGUGUGGAAGCAGUAUUGACUUUUGUUUCAGAUUGUCUUGACUUUGACUACACACUCUACGAAUGUAUUUAUAUGAUAAAAGUCAGCUAGCUAGGUAUCUUAAGUCUUCUACCCUUGAGACAAAGUGAACUAGAAAGUGAGUGGUUAAGCGUUCUUCUCCCUGCCCUCCAGGUAUAUGCCGUCCCCCUCAAGUCCUCCUGGGUGAUGAGUUGCUCCAUGGCCCCUUCUGGCAAUCUGGUGGCCAGCGGAGGUCUGGAUAACAUGUGCACCAUCGUCAACAUCAAGGCUGCUAGCCCAAAGACCCUCCGGGAGCUGGACGCACAUGAAGGUAGCUACCCUAGUACAUUGUUUGCUUCACCCGUGUUAUGGUCAACUCCGAUACCAACUGGGUUACGGUCAACUCCGUGACCAACUGGGUUAUGGUCAACUCAUGACCAACUGGGUUACAGUCAACUCAGUGACCAACUGGGUUAUGGUCAACUCCGUGACCAACUGGGUUAUGGUCAACUCCGUGACCAACUGGGUUAUGGUCAACUCAUGACCAACUGGGUUAUGGUCAACUCUGUGACCAACUACAAUUCAGAGAAUUCAUUAAAAUCGUGUUCAUAAUUUGGAUGUCCUAAAAAUAUGUAGGAAAUAAGUAGAAUAAAUAAUAUCUCUGUCUGUCUCCUUCCAUCUCAGGCUACCUUUCCCAUAGCCGCUUCCUGAGCGACACUGAGAUCCUCACUGCAUCCGGUGACACCACUUGUUGCCUGUGGGAUCUGGAGACUGGCAAGCAGAAGGUGAUCUACAAGAGCCACGUGGGUGACUGUAUGUGUCUGGCCGUGUCUCCAGACCAGAACAGUUUCAUCUCAGGGGCCUGUGACUCCAGCGCCAAGCUGUGGGAUGUAAGAGAUGGUGGCUGCAAGCAGACCUUCAUCGGCCACACGAGUGACAUUAACGCCAUUGCGGUGAGCACAUAAGACAGGGCCCAGAGUUUUUCCUGGUCAGAAAGACUCUGAAUUGUCUAUAUAUUGUAGUGACCUUAACCCAACAACUACCGACCUCUUCAAGGUGUUGGGUUGCAGUCACAAGAUUCUGGGUCAAGCUCCGGUUGAGACUACCCCCCGACUACAAUAUAAGCAAAACAGGAGCAGUGUGAUCCAAAAUCGAAACAUAGUUUAGCAUCACAACACCAAAUCUUUCCAAGGAGUCUGUACUCUGCAACUCAGUCCAAUCACCAGGCAACUAAUCUUCAAGCUCAAUAAAUGUCAAAACAAAACAAUACAUACUCUCCUCUUCUUUUUGUCAUACCCCAGUUCUUCCCUAGUGGCACUGCAGUUAUCACAGGAUCCGAUGACUGCACCCUCAAGAUGUAUGACCUCCGUGCCGACCAGGAGGUCAAUGGCUACCAGGACGCUGCAUUGAAUGCUGGCGUCACGUCAGUCUCCCUCUCCAGCUCUGGACGCCUCAUCUUCGCCGGCUAUGACAACUUCAACUGCAACAUCUGGGAUUCCCUGAAGGCAGAGAAAGUCGGUGAGUAAAAGUGUGAGAGAAAAGAGUGAGAGAGAGAGGAGGGGACUGAGGGGAUGGGGGGAAAAGAGAGUAGAGGCAGAGAGAAACAAAGACAGAACAGUAUAUGUAAAGAAAGGGAGGCAGACCAGGUGAUAGAUGGCAGAAGUAGGUGGUUGAAACAGAGGCAAUAAAAGGGAGAAAGCGUAACGUUUUUAAAAAGUCUGGAUGAGAGGUUUGUGGAGGCAGUCAAUUAAAGAAACACGGGUGAAAAGGGAAAAUAAACUAGAACUGCAUCAUUUGCAUCAGUGUGUAUGACUUCUUCUCUCAUCCCUUUCUCUCUAUCUCUCUCUCGCUCUCUCUCUCUCUCUCUCAGGUGUUCUGUCUGGCCAUGACAACAGAGUGAGCUGCAUUGGGGUGCCAGAUGAUGGAUUGGGUAUCUGCACAGGAUCCUGGGAUAGCUUCCUGAAGAUCUGGAACUGAGCUGGUGCUCCAGAGGCGACAUUCGGAGAGGGGGAGUCAGGG